Porites evermanni is the source of this 5088-nucleotide messenger RNA. Lineage: Eukaryota; Metazoa; Cnidaria; Anthozoa; Scleractinia; Poritidae. The record is from the annotation of a GenBank genome assembly.
AUUAUCAUACCCAGUCCAACGCGGAAAUUUGCUUCUUCGUCAAGAAGAUUCCACAAAAUGGCGGAAAGGAGUCGUUCUUCCCAUGCGGAAAAUUCAAGUUCCUCCAGUUCUACAAGUCGCAUUGAUAGCGUCCAAGUUGAUGGACUGGUAAAUAUCAGUUAAACCAAAAAAUCUUUGUAAUUUUUUGGAACGUAUUUGGUGUCUUUUUGGGAGAAAAUUUAGAAAACUAGUGCACACGUGAUCCAUGAUUUUAUCAUCGAUGAAGUUCUGUUUGACAAAUCGACCACAAUUUUCCUUGGGCUACACUGUUAUAGAUCAUAGAAAUGACGUCAUAAAACUUAAGAGGAACCACGAACCGCAGGCGAAGUUUUGAACAUGUUAUGGCGUCAUUUCUAUGGUCUAUAAGAGUGUAGACGAUGGAAAAUUGUGGUCGAUUUGUUUUUUGCAAUAACAUUUAUUUUUUUUAUCUAGCUACUGUUUUUGACUUGUUCAUACCAUUAUUUUUGCAAGGUUGUGCUGAAAAUUAUUAAACAUUGCCAAGAUGAAGGAUCAGCGGGCGAACUUGUUCAGGGAGUUUUACUUGGAUUGAUUCAAAACCAUAAACUUGAGAUAACAAACUGCUUUGCUUUCCCAUCAGUGCGAGUUGGAGAAGAUGAUGACGAAGACGAUGGUGAGAACCUUAUUACAUGCGAGAAAAUCCAUGUUUGCAUUGAAAACCAGGAACAAAUCCAGAAAAUUCAAAAAACAGGGGCUGAAUUUCUUCAUGUGGCAUUUACACAUAUAAUUUUUUUCUUAUUAAAGAACUUUUAGAGCAUUUUGCCCAAAAAUUAAGGCCCUGGAAGAGAGACUCUUUUAGAGAUUUCUUAUUAAAGUAAAUAACAUUUCCAAGAAACUGGAAGAUGUCCCCCUUGGCAAAGAAAACUAAGAAGCAAAAGCUUGAAUUUUCAGAGGGGAACACAUAUACCAUCACCCUACAAGCAGAGGCUUUCUUUUGCUUGCUUGAUUUUGGCUUGCUUAGAUCCAGGAAGACUGCAUGAGUCAAGUAAGAUCUUUGUCAAGCAUGCACGGCAUGUGGCUAAGACAUAGUUUCAGACCCAGGCCUAAUAACGACGCGCUUGCCACAGCGGGGUCAUUUAUGACCAUCGGUUUAUCAAAAAACACAUAAAUGCACUCAAAGAAAAAUAAUUAACCAGUUUGAUGAGAGAAAACAAGGUUGACUAGUCCAGAAGUUCGGGCUGCGGUGACUUCAAACGGUUGAUGUGAUUCAGGCAGAACUUCCUUUUCUCCUCCUCACUCAAGAAGACAAAGUGAAGCUCUGCUUGCAGGCCUCACAAUUCCAUGCGUUAAAUGCUAUUUGGUUCACUGAAGUGAAUUGACCGAAAAGGCUUGGGGAAACACCAAAUGCCACACGAUGCUGAUCGAAUUAUGAAUUGACAAGUAAGCUCUUAAAUGUCCAUAAAACCCUGAAUAUUACUUUAUGUAUGUUCCUUCUUAGUAAACUACCAGAUGGAGAUGAUGCGUCGUUUACGAGCUGUCAAUGUAGACCAUCUACAUGUGGGCUGGUAUCAGUCAACUUACCUUGGUUCAUUUGUAAACAAAACAUUACUGGACUCACAAUUCAGUUAUCAGAGUUCUAUUGAGGAAUCAGUGGUACUUAUUUAUGGUGAGCAGUUUAUUUGUUUGUUUGUUUGGCGAUGUGUUCAUGGCAACAAGUUUUAUAUCAGUGCCAUAACUUUAUUGCUUAAAUUUAAUGAGUGCUCCAGAUUAGCCUCCUAGCUCAGUCUGUUGGAUUGAUGUCAAGAAAAAUCCAGAUUUCAAGAAGUCAAACUUCAUAGGGAUAAAAACAUUUCUGUGAUUCUUACUAUAUCUCACUUUUCCUUGAAGACAAUGCAGAUUAUAAGGAAUCUUAAGGCCUUUCCACACGUGUCCAUUUUUGUUUGAAAACCAAGAUUUUUUCCUCUGGUUUGGCCUACCAUCCACACAUAUCCGGUGAAAAGUGUCGCCGAAAAUGCAUCCUUUCAAAAAGCUUUCCAGAGAGGAUAUUUUUGAAAACGCUGUUUAGCUGUACUCCUGUAUAAUGGAGGUUUAUUUCUUGGUGUUGGAUACCAGUAAAAACGCAUGCAUUGCUCCCAUCAAAGAUGGUGCCAUUUUCAGUCACUGAAAAAAAAACACAGCCUCUGGACACUGAUUUUUUUUUUUGAAAGCAGAGAAAAAAAUUUUCGUUUUCAAAAAAAAGGGAUACAUGUGGAUAAGGCCUUAGAGAAAGGGUUCCUGAAUUAACUUGUAACCAAGCCAUUUUCUGGCCACCAUCUGGCUAAAAGAGACCAAAACUACAUGUACUCAUCAUGUUGUUUCCAAGUUUAGCACUGUUAUAAGAAGAGAAAAAUAGAUAAAAAACCAUGUCUUUUUUUUGUUGUUUUAGAUCCAUGGAAGACCUCACAAGGAAUGCUGUCUUUGAAAGUGUUUCGUUUGUCUGAUAAAAUGAUGGCAAUGUAUAAAGAGGCAGAAUUUAAUGCAGAAAAGUGAGACACUUUUUUCUUUGUUCAGUGAAGGGGGACGUUGUAAAACAUUAAACAGUCUAAAGUUGCCACCUUGGAGCACUAUUGUAGAACCCAUAUUGUGCAAGUCCCAUAUUAUUGUACAAUAAAAGAGCAAACUCCAUGCUGAUUGGUCAGUGAGAUUGUAAACCAUGGAAAUGAUGUGAUGAUGGUGCAAUUUGUUUUUCUUUUUCUCCUGUGCAUUAUUUUCCAAGAAACUUCACAAAAAGGACAUUAAAAACUGUCAAUGUUGUUAUGUUUAUAUGAAGGACGUAGGGCUUUAAAAUAGCUGCUAAUUGUGCAGAAGAUUGGGUAUGGAAAUGAUGUGAUGAUGGUGCAAUUUGUUUUUCUCUUUCUCUUGUGUGUGAUUUUCCAAGAAAUUUCACUGAAAAUGGACAUUAAAAACUGUCAAUGUUGUUAUGUUGUUAUUUUUCAACCAUUCUCUAUGAAUGACACAGAGCUUUAAAAUAAGUGCUAAGUUUGCACAAGAUUGAGUCUCCUCUAUGGAAUAUCCCUGAAUAGAAAAGAAAACUAAGAAAUAAAGGAAAUAUAUUACAUUAAGAUUAUUGUUAAGAAAAAAAAUGGAGUUGAGCUAUGUGCAAAUGGAGGCAACAUUGUUUGCCAACAACUCCCAACAAUGUAGGAUGUUACAUGUUUCGUCCAUUUGCGUACCCUGUUGGAUGUUGUUGCACAAAGUUUGAAACCGGCCAAAUCUUUUAGGCGAAGUAAAAACUUGAUUUACCCCAUUUGUGUACAUGCAUGGCUCUUGGGUAAAAUUUCUUUUGUUAUCUUUCAGGCUUGCCAAAAGUGGUCUCAGUUUUGAGGCAAUGUUUGAAGAGAUUCCACUUGUUAUAAGGAACUCUUCACUUGUCAAUACUCUGCUGUGUGAAAUUGAAGUCUUGUCACCUCAUACCCAAACAGAUGAGUUUCUCAGUCUCUCCACAGGGUAAGAAAGAUAUUUUUAUUAGAUUAAAAUUCUUACCUACUUUUAUGUAGCAUUUGUGAAACACUAAUUGGAGAUUAUUGCUUUAAACUUCAAGGUGCUAGUAAAACUCAACAAGUAACAAAAACUGUCGCAGGAUAGUGUAGCUUAACACCUUUCGAUUUUUAUGACCACAGAAGAUAAGAUAAUGCCAUUAGAGUUAAAGUAUAGCAAUUCUUCGUAUGUUUACAGAACAGAAGAAAUGUUAUUUUCAUUUUUGUGUCAGAAAUUCUGACAAAAAUUAUGGAUAAAAAUAUUCAAUACUGGCUAUGCAUUUACAUGCACGGGAGGCAUUUUGCAUGCCUGUGAUUAGCCUGUCGAGAGACGUGCAUUACCAUAGCUGUCAGCAAGUCCCCCGCAGUUUUUAUUUUCAUACUUUUGUAAGAGAAACUGCAAGGUCUGUCGACAAUCUACUCUGCCUUAUAAGGUUUCAGGAAAAUAUUAAUUUUUUAUAUAUUUAACAUUUUGAUGUAUCCCAUCAAACACAAAAUUGAUAACCUUUAGGUAUGAAUCAUGUGGGCAGCAACCGUGGUGCAUGUGGCCUGGGUUCAAAUCCCAGCAUUCAGAUGUCAUUAUGUCGGUUGAGUUUGUUGUUGGUUCUCUUCUUUGCUCUGAGUGCUUUUUUCUCCGGUUUUCCCCUCUCCUCAAAAACCAACACUUCCAAAUUCUAAUUCAAGUAGGAAUCAGAUAGAUGAAGAACCACUAAGUGUUGUGCUACCUUUAUAUCAUUAUUUAUUUUUUAUUCUUUGGGUCUUAACCUUCCUUCCCAGUUUCCUCUUUUAUGCAUUUAGUGAUACCCACCAAGGUGAUUAUGAUGAUGUUAAAAUUCAUUAAUUUGUCAUUUACUGCAGAUCUUAUUUAGAAAAGAAUGUACGACUGCUCAUGGAGGGUGUUGAUGAACUCUGUCAAGAUGCCAAUAAGUUCAAUAAUCAUCUGCGUAAUGUUGCAAGACAGCAGCAGCAGAAGGAAGCAUAUACUCAGAGAAGGGUAAAAUCAAUUUAAGUUGAAAACAGACCAUUUUUUAGCUAGAAAGAGCAACAUGGCAGAAAUAAUUUUCACUGCAGGAAAUUUAGUUAGACUGCAAUAGCACAGCCAGGGGGCCAAACUGUCUUGACCCAAACAGGCAUAUUGGAUGUAGAUAGGUCUGUGAGACUGUCAUUUUUGGAAAAAGUAAGAUUCUUGUUAAUUUUAAAUUUCACAAUCCUGUCAAUUCUCAGCACAGAAAGUGGGGAAUUUGUGGGUGAGAAUUUGAGAAUGGUCACAUCAACGUUUUUAUUGUGGUUGUUUUUCAGAGACAUUAUCAUUUUUUUAUUAUUGCAUUGUGUCCAAAAUGUUUUGUUUUGCUUUUUCUUUUAGCAAGCUGAAAAUGCUUCAAGACAACAUCGUGGUGAAGCUCCUCUCCCUGAUGAUGACCUGAAUAAGAUGUUCAAACCCUUACAGUCGCCCUCACGACUUGACUACCUUUUACUGUCACAGCAAGUCAACACAUACAGUAAACAAAUCAACCAGUUUGCCACCCACAGCUUUGGAAAAUUAUUCCUUUCACAAGCUCUACAGGAUAAUGAAUAG